AUGUGUUAUGCCUGUAGGACAUUUCAUCUUGGUUUCUGCUAUGACACCAUGACUUCCUGCAACCUCAAGUACCAACAGUCCUGUGCCAUCGAGAACAUUUACAUUCUUACUAAGAAAGGGAGGAGUAUGUAUUUUUAUUCAAGGCUGUCAUGUAUGUUCAACUGUGAGGACAUCAACUUUCUAUCUUUUGGCAAGAAGAUUGAGCUUAUCUGUUGCAAACACAAUGACUAUUGCAACAUCCCUGAGGGAAGUUAG
Molecule: messenger RNA, 255 nt
Organism: Condylura cristata (star-nosed mole)
Lineage: Eukaryota; Metazoa; Chordata; Mammalia; Eulipotyphla; Talpidae
Gene: PATE2
Product: prostate and testis expressed 2
Exons: 2
Coding region: 1-255 (84 amino acids)
Source: RefSeq, a predicted model, not a curated record